GGCGCCGGACCCCCAGGCGGAGCGACAGGUCUCGGGCACCCAGGCGGAGCGGCGGGCACCGAGUCAACACCAGGCACGACAGUGGGCUCCGAGUCAACUGGCAAGACUGCGGGCACCGAGUCAACUGGCAAGACUGCGGGCACCGAGCCAACUAGCGGAACAGCAGGCUUUGAGUCGUCUGGCAAGACUGCGGGCACCGAGUCGUCUGGCAAGACUGCGGGCACCGAGUCGUCUGGCGAAGACUGCGGACACCGAGUCGUCUGGCAAGACUGCGGGCACCGAGUCGUCUGGCAAGACUGCGGGCACCCGAGUCGUCUGGCAAGACUGCGGGCACCGAGUCGUCUGGCAAGACUGCGGGCACCGAGUCGUCUGGCAGAACAGCGGGCAUCGAGUCAACUGGCGGAACAGCGGGCACCGGGUCGUCUGGCAAGACUGCGGGCACCGAUCACCAGGCACGGACAGUGGGCUCUGACUCAAUUGGCACGAGAGCGGGCACCGGUCAUCAGGUACCGGAUUGUCUGGCUCGACAGCGGGGCAUCGGGUCACCAGGCAUCAGGUCAUUUGGCUUGCCAGCGGGCACCGCGUCAUCUGGCAAGGCAGUGGGCACCGGGUCACCAGGCA
Messenger RNA from Staurois parvus, 621 nucleotides. The record is from the annotation of a GenBank genome assembly. NCBI's taxonomy places the organism in Eukaryota, Metazoa, Chordata, Amphibia, Anura, Ranidae.